Messenger RNA from Gekko japonicus, 1155 nucleotides. RefSeq names its product thymus, brain and testes associated (gene TBATA). The record is from RefSeq and is a predicted model, not a curated record. The coding region runs from base 1 to 1035 and encodes 344 amino acids. Lineage: Eukaryota; Metazoa; Chordata; Lepidosauria; Squamata; Gekkonidae. The transcript has 8 exons.
AUGUCAACUAAAAAAGAAACGGAGAAGCCAAAGGGUCCUGUUAUGAGCACCUUUAGAGGCAAGACCAUUGCAACUUUAGCAGGAAAACUGAAACACAUGGCCCUAAAUGCUCCACUCCGGUUUAGUGUUCAGGCCCUGAGGCCCCAAUCCAAGAACACUGCUCGGUUCGGCAGUCUCAGCCAUCACUCCUUCUUCUCACGGCACAACCCCCACCCCCACCGAGUGAUUCACAUCCAAGGCCUGAAUGGUGCUCUUGUUUGCAAAGUUAAUGACGAGUGGUCUGAGCAGACUAUGCUUCCACCUCCUCCCGUGAUAAAAAGCCAGUUUCGUACUUCAGUUCCGGGAGACCCUGGAGUCCAGAUGCCCAUUGGGGAUCCACAGCCUUUUCCAGUCCCCAUGCUAACCAUAGGCUCUUUGUCAGAUGCAUGGAGGGAUGAAUUGAGAGAACUCGCUGCAAGACUGAGAGCCGCUUCCUUCACAGAGAAAAGGGAGACAACACAGAAGCUUAAGAGAGAGACUCAGUACUCUGAAGAAACAGGACGUCUCAUUCCACCUUCCUCUCGAGCCACAACUCACCAUUCAUCCCGCCGAGUGCAUCGGAACGAUGCCAAGAAUAAAGACAAAGAUCCUGUCCUGUCUUUCCAGGAUCAAGAACUAAUAAUUUUAGAAUUGUUGUGUCAGAUCCUGCAGACAGACUCCUUGACAGCUAUCCAGCAUUGGCUGCUCACUGCUGGUCAGAAAGAAAAGAAUCUUGUUAUGGGACUGCUGCAGAUUGCAACUGCUAACCUAAAUCUUGAGCCCCAGGAGUUGCCCACAAGCACAGAAGAGAAAUUUCCCUUACAGUUUCCCCAAAAUGCCACAGGCUUUGCUUCUAGACAACACAGAAGAAAUCAUCUAACCAGGCUACCUGUAACAAAGCAAAAAAAAGAACCUAACCCAGAGGAAGAAAUGCCAGUGCGUGUCGGCACAGCAGAAGUUCUCCGGCUCCACUCAUCCCUGGAUGAGAAGCAAAACCAACCAGACCAACCCAAGUAAAGAGAAAUGUCAUUCCAGAUGAAACUACGCUUGUCACGUGUUUCUCUCCUGCUGUUCACCCAGUGAAAAAAUAGCACUGUAGACUACAUGAAAAGCUCUUGCACUGAGACCUAACAUCAC